AUGGCAGCUGUCAAUCACACAGACUCCAGGCCCGGCACAUUCCUCCUUGUGGGCAUCCCAGGCCUGGAGAGGUUUCACCUCUGGAUUUCGGUCCCCUUCUUCUCCAUGUAUACUUUUGCCCUUCUCGGCAACUUAGUCUUGCUCUUUAUCAUUUUCCGAGAACAAAGCCUGCACAAGCCUAUGUACCUUUUCCUUUCUGCACUAACAGUAGCAGACUUGCUCUUAUCUACCUCUACAGUGCCCAGGAUGUUAGCUAUUUUCUGGUUCCGAGCGAGGGGCAUUUCUUUUGGUGCAUGCCUUGCUCAGGUGUUUCUCGUUCACUUUAUUUUUGUUGCAGAGUCAGCAGUUCUGGUGGCCAUGGCCUUUGAUCGCUAUGUUGCCAUCUGCAACCCCCUGCGCUACGUGACUUUAUUGACCCCCUCCAUCAUAUGGAGAAUAGAGGUGGCGGCUGUUGUCAGAAGCCUCUGCAUCGUCCUCCCGUUAGUGUUUCUGCUUCAAAGGCUGUCUUACUGCAGAAACCGCGUUAUCCCUCACUCUUACUGCGAGCACGUGGGUGUAGCCAGACUGGCCUGCACAAGUAUAAAGGUCGAUGUUGUCUACUGUUUAGCAAUUACCCUGCUGUCGGUGGGGAUAGAUGUAGUGUUCAUUUUUGUGUCCUACGGACUGAUUCUGAGGGCUGUCUUCCAGCUCCCCUCCACAGGCGCCCGUCUCAAGGCUAUGGGCACCUGCGGCUCCCACCUCUGCAGCAUCCUCCUCUUCUACACGCCGGCCUUCUUCUCCUUUUUCACGCACCGUUUUGGUGGCCACAGCAUCCCCCGCCACAUCCACAUACUGCUGGCCAAUCUCUACGUAGUGGUCCCCCCCAUGCUAAAUCCCGUCAUUUAUGGAGUGAAGAACAAGCGGAUUCGUGAAUCACUACAGUCCAUGUUGGCUUGGACAGGAAGAGCACUGGGCUUCCCGUGGAGCCCAACAGCGUCUGGGCCACUGUUCGCCAUGUACCCCAUCCCCACAUACCCCAUCCCCACAUACCCCAUCCCCAUGUACCCCAUCCCCAUGUAUCUCAUCCCCACAGACCCUGUCCCCAGAGACCUCAUCUGCACUGAAUCCUUCAUGAUUCCUAACAGACUGGUGAACAUGGCUCUGCUUGAACAGCUUGUUGGAAGGCUGCUUUAG
Molecule: messenger RNA, 1173 nt
Organism: Dromaius novaehollandiae (emu)
Lineage: Eukaryota; Metazoa; Chordata; Aves; Casuariiformes; Dromaiidae
Product: olfactory receptor 52Z1P-like
Exons: 2
Coding region: 1-1173 (390 amino acids)
Biological process (GO): G protein-coupled receptor signaling pathway
Cellular component (GO): plasma membrane
Molecular function (GO): olfactory receptor activity; G protein-coupled receptor activity
Source: RefSeq, a predicted model, not a curated record